Molecule: messenger RNA, 4896 nt
Organism: Culex pipiens pallens (northern house mosquito)
Lineage: Eukaryota; Metazoa; Arthropoda; Insecta; Diptera; Culicidae
Exons: 1
Coding region: 1-1554 (517 amino acids)
Source: RefSeq, a predicted model, not a curated record
AUGGCUACCGCGUCGUCCUCCGCAGCCGGUCCACUGCCAGCGUCCCGGUCGCACGAUGUCGUCGACUCCGGCAGCCGGCAGCCCAGCCACAGCAACUCGAUCCGCAGCAACAGCACCAAAGCGACGGUGCACAUCAACGGCGUGGCCGUGGAUCACUUCCAGCAGAACUCGGACGUCGACGAGGACGUGGCGGCGUCGGCGCUGGGCGGCUCCUGCCAGAACAGCGACAUCCGCGGCUUCAUCUCGUACUCGAGCGACAGCAGUAUGAUCGAGCUGAACCUCAAGUUCCGCAAGUGCGCGUGCAACGAGAACAUUAUCAACAUUUCCAAAGAGAACUUGCAGCAGCAGCAGAAAGAAGUAGAAGGUCAACAUCGAACCACCACCACCACAGCCACUUCCUCGACGUUCAGCAAAGAAGGUAACAGUAAGAAAUUACUACAGUUAAACAAAGACAAUUUGAAUAGUUUAGUGAGUAAACUGAACGAUACGAAUAGCUCAUCCUCAUCGUGUACAAAAUGUAGAUUGACGUUAGAUAUAAAUAAUAUUUUAAAUCAGAUCGUUAGCGAUAGACAAGUCAAGUGUGAGACAAAGCUGGUAGUCGAUCAAGAAGCGGUUUCUGGGGCUGGGGCUGGAGCAGCAGUAGAUUCGGACGACGGAGAAGACCCGUCCAACGGACGGACGCUCAAGGUGGUGGGCAGUCCCUCGAAGGCCGCCAGCUGGUCACCGUCGCCGUUGUCGACUUCCCCCUCGCCACGGGCGAUCGCCGCCGAAGACCUGAACCGGCUGCAGCGACGUCACAGCGAAAACGUCGAGCGCCGCUCGAUCGGAAUCCAGCACGGUCUCAGACCAUCCGUUCAGCGCAAGAAGCACCAGCUCCGCCGAGGAAAGACCCAAGCCGAGGAAAUCAUCAUCAUCUCGGACGAGUUCCGGCGCCAAUCGCUGUCCGACCAGAAGGUCAGAAUCUCCCGCGGCGCAUCCAAAAAGGCCAUCUCCAAAUCGAUGGAAAGCAUCGAGGACAAAACACCACCCAACGGCAAAACCGUGGGCGUCCACCUCGAAGAAGACACGCUCACCGUCGUGCUAGACUCCGCCAAGUCCAAGUCCAAGUCCGUCGACGACAUCUCGCUCGGCUCGAACCACAACGAGGAAGAGUUCGGUCCGUCCACCCCGCUGGCAACCUCCGCCGCCGCCACCAACAGCGUCGAGCUGGUCUUCAUCUCGGACGAGUUUGUCCAGCGCAAGAGCAAAACCAGCUCCGACGUGAUCGUCGUCGUUGACGCCAACCGCAGGAGCUCGAAGCGGCGCAAAUCCGCGUCCGCCGCCCUCGCCCGAAACCAACUCGUCAUCAUCACCGACGAAGCCGACAAGAAGAAGCCCAAAGACGUCCGGAUCGUGCGCAGCGCAAAAGAUCCGCGCCGCAAGACGACCAUCUCGAACUCGAACUCGUUCCUCACCUACGAGGAGCCCUUUUCGCCGGAGACGCUCGAGAGCAAGGACAUUGGCACGAUGUUUGCGGAGGCGAGCGAAGCGGCGGCGCUGGCCGCGGCCAAGUAGAACGUUGAAUGCUCAUUUGUUAUGCCCGUUUAACCCUGCCCUCACUGCUACCACCUAAUUGCUAGGGAGAAAUGUGGCGCAGUCGUGAUUAUUCUAUUGCUUUCGGUGUUUUCGUUCUCUAUUUUUGAUUUUUUUAGAUGUUUUAUUGAGCGAUUCUCUGGCGUUAAUCGAUUGGAUUUGGUGUUUUUCGAUCGGAUUACUGCACUUUUUAUCUUGGAUUUCCUGGGAAACGACUCUCAGGUUUCGUAAAUUUCUAAAUAACAAAUCGAGUUCUACAAAUCUGAAAAAUAUAAAAAUCAUCUUAAUUUUCAACUAUUCUCUUUAAAUUUCUCUGAAAAUUAUAAACAGAAAAUCGCUGUCCAGGUCCAUUUCGGGGUGAAAUCAUUGUUAUCAUUCAUACCGAACUAACGUUUGAAACUAUUGAUUCAUAUUGCAUACUACAUUUCGGUAUAAAUUUUGAUUAUUUUCAUUUAAAAUCAAUAAGCAUUUAAAUCUAUUUUAUAAUUCAGGGGAGCCUCGCAGAUUUUUAGUUCGAAGAUUAUCUUAUUUCGAUAUAGGUAUUCAAUCUUGGUAUAAAAUUGGGUGAUCUCUAAACUAAUAAAGCCAGAUUUGUACUAAAUUUCAGUAUAAAUUUUAUUGAGUUUCAUUGAAUACUCAAGAAACAUUGAUCUUUAACAAAUCGAUGCCUUUGUGAUCUUUUGUUCUUACUAGAUAGCACAGAGGCAUCGAAAUAUCAAACACUUUUUGAUUUUUAUUUUCUUCCCCAAAUCAUCAAAAAUAAGAUAAAGAAAAUAUGUUUUCCCAUGGCCUUCGGGUAAUCAAGUCUGGACUUUAUGCAUUUUUUUUUGUAAAAUUCAUGCUGAACUCUAGUUUGAAAAUGUUGGUCUAAUUGUAUAACGUUUUUCGGUAUGUAUUUUUACUCGGAACAUGAUUGAUCUGCAACACUUCUAGAGUCUUUUUUUUAAAUAAACUCUAGAAUUAUCAAAACUGUCCGACUGCCUCUCACAUUUUCAUAGAACGCUUGAUCCCAGUUCGAAAUGGAAAUAAUGUGUGUUUGGUGUUAAUAUUUCAUUUUGGUAUGAUUUUUUAAUUCAUGCUGAACUCUACUAUGAAGAUAAUGGAUUUCUAUGUUUAAUAUCAGUACGAACUGAUUUUUAUUUGGAUCUCGAAGGCAAUAAUCUACAACUGCUUUAAACAACUCUUCGAUUGCUAUUUUUUUUUCUUUUGGGAUCUUCUGAUCAUGAUCAUGUACCUACUUGACGUGGAAUGGAAAUGGAAAUGUAUGUUCAGGAUUUAUGCUUAAUUUUGGUAUAAAUUUAUUUGAUGUUUUCUUAAUUCAUGCCGAACUCUGAUAUGAAGCUAUUGGACCAACUUUAUUACUAUACUUCAGUAUGAUUCGUAUUGAUUUGUAGUGAGUGAUUUACCUCAAGAUUUUUUUUCAAAAACCGAAAAUCAGUUUUAAAAAUAUAUGUUAUCCCAAAAAAGUUUAAAACAAUUUAAAUGCUGAAUUCAGAACUUAUGAAAUCGAAAUUUGCGUCAUUUGGAGGACAGAAAAUGGGAAAGAAAGCUCUCAAGAAAGUUCAGAACAAAUAGAACUCAGUUUGGUAUACAGUAUUUCAGUUUCAAUUCAAUGUCAAAUAGUGAACACAAAAAAUGCAAAACAAAUUUGUUAAGUGGAGUUUCAAAACAUUGUAGUGCUUAUUUCUGAAUAAUUGCUAGUUCUUUUCAUAUAAUUAAUGCCAUUGAAAAUAUCUUUUUAAACUUUGGUCUCUCAACUAGACUAAUAUCGAGAGGAAGUAAAAAAUAAUAAAAAAUCAUGUCACGAUAUCAACUUUUCAGAAACUCAUAAAACGUAUUUUGGUUUCAGCUUGUGGCGGUCUUGUUUAUCACAAUUUCACCAAUAACAAUAUAUUGUUAAAAGAGUCCAACCAUGCUUAAUAUUUUAUCAGCAUAGGAAAGUGCAUUUCAAAUCGUUUGCAAUACAUUUCAAGACUAUUUCCAAUGGAAUUUUUGAAAUCUCUUAAAAAUAAUUUCCCUUAUUUUUUCGGACUAAUUUUUAAGGGAGGAAAAACUAAUUUGGAAAUAUUUUAAAGUUAAUUUGAUUUUUUUCCGGUUCGGUAUGCAUUUCUUUUGUAUUUGGUUUCGUAAAAUCAUUCUGAACUCAAGCAUUAAACUAUUAUCUUUAACUGAAAAAUCUAAAUAAAGAAUAAAACAAAUAAUGUAUUAUUGUUUUAUUGAGUUAUUAAGCAGAAAAUUCAUAACGUUCGAUCGAUUAACGCUAGAGAAUUACCCUUCUGUUAGUUGUUCCUCCUGAUUCUAUUGUACAAACGUUUGUUCAAAUCUUGUUGUUUCGUUCCCCAACCACAACGUCCUGCUUUGAUUGGCUUGUCAACCAAUUGGUGUUUUCUUUCAUCAAAGGUCAAAUCUUCAUCAGCGAUUAAACGCAAUUAAAUAAACAAUACAAAAAUGUUUCACUAGAUGUUACAUUGCAGCAACCGUAGAUUGAUUUACACUCUUAUGUACAGCACCAAAUUAGCGCAAAACCUUAUCCCCGAAACGAUAAUGGCUGAAAUUAUGAAACUGAAAAUGUCUGACUGAUGUAGUAAGCACAAACAUAUACCAGCAAAACUAACAGUAGAAGUUAACACACACACACACACACUCAAAGACACUCACACGAUCAUCAUCACGAGAAUCCGAGAGUAAUCGCAAGCUACCUAGUUCCGAUAAUCUUACACCAAUGUUGUUUUUCCACCUUCAUUGCAGAUCUGAUCUGAAUUCACCUUAUUGCCGUCCCAUUACUAGCAAAAAAAACAAAAACAAACAAAACUAAACAAAGCAAAAUCAAAGUAUAAAUGUUGCAAUUGUGUGUGUGUGGUUCAAUCACACCAACACAAAGACACACACACACACACCCGUAGCGAAAACCCCUUCCGGAGAUCAAUCUUUGUCGAUGUAGUCGCGUGUAUUUGUAUUGCCACAAACACACUCAUACUAAUUUAUAUAUAUACUAGCUACUAGGAAUGCGUGAGCGUGUGACGUCGUGCGUGCGUGUGUAACCUUAAUCCUUCCUGAAUGAAAAACGAAAAAAAAGAGAAAAAUGUGACAGAUACUGUGAGCACAACAUUAGAUUCCCCCUACAUAUAUUUUUGGAUCUUGCAAUAUAUUGUGUAGCUUAAAAAUGGUGAUUCCUGCAUCAAACGUGAAAGACUUGAAGGCUUCCUAAACCUUUAGUGGAGACAUGAAAAAAGAGUACGAACUGUGUAACAUUCCUUCCCUUUCCUUCCAUCUCUCUAUUGUUCUGUACAUCACUCUCUCCUCGGCACUCUGUGAUCGAACCCC